AUGCGAUGCUUGUCAAAUCUUGCGAAUUUCAUUCAUCAUCCACCCGAAGUAUUGCACCGAACCAUUGCAUCUUGGCCAUUUGAUGCUUGGGGACUGCAUAUUGUAGGACCAUUACAAAAGUCUUCUGGUGGACACUUGUACAUCUUGGCUUCAAAUGAUUUCUUUUCAAAAUGUGUUGAAGUUGUCACUCUUAAAGAGGUGAAGAAAGAGAAUAUUGCAAAUUUCAUCCGAGAAAAUAAUAUAUAUCGCUUUGGUAUCCCUCAUUAUAUAAUAACAGACAAUGGCAAACCUUUUGAUAAAAAGUUAAUGAACAAGAUUUGUGAUCUUUCUGACUUUAAGAAGCGUAAAUCUUCUAUGUACCAUGUUGCCGCUAAUGGUCUUAUUGAAGCAUUCAAUAAGACUCUAUGCAACCUUCUCAAGAAAAUUUUCUCCAAAUCCAAACAGGAUUGGCAUGAAAGAAUGGAAGAAGCUUUUUGGGUAUAUAGGACAUAA
Solanum lycopersicum (tomato) is the source of this 492-nucleotide messenger RNA. RefSeq lists its product as uncharacterized. Lineage: Eukaryota; Viridiplantae; Streptophyta; Magnoliopsida; Solanales; Solanaceae. Gene Ontology annotation, biological process: DNA integration. Gene Ontology annotation, molecular function: nucleic acid binding; RNA-DNA hybrid ribonuclease activity. The record is from RefSeq and is a predicted model, not a curated record.